Molecule: messenger RNA, 2043 nt
Organism: Knipowitschia caucasica
Lineage: Eukaryota; Metazoa; Chordata; Actinopteri; Gobiiformes; Gobiidae
Source: the annotation of a GenBank genome assembly
AUGGAGGAGACCAGCGCGCCCCCGAUUGACCCAGAUUUUGAGCCCCAAAGCAGACCACGCUCCUGCACGUGGCCUCUGCCCAGACCCGACAUCUCUGUGGUCAAAGCCGAGGGCACAGAGGGCUCAGAGUCUGCCACUGGAACUCCCCCCGCAGACGAGGACAAGUCCGAGACGCAGUUAAUCACACCCGAGUAUGAGAAGUCAGCGGCGGCAACAGAGGGUGGACUGUUGUCCACAGUGGGAGGGGGCGCAGCAACCCCACGGAAAGGCUCCUCUCGCCGCAACGCGUGGGGAAACCAGAGCUACGCUGAUCUGAUUAGUCAGGCAAUCGAGAACUCACCUGAGAAGAGGCUUACCCUGGCCCAGAUCUAUGAGUGGAUGGUGAAAACUGUGCCUUAUUUUAGAGACAAAGGAGACAGCAAUAGCUCUGCAGGCUGGAAGAAUUCGAUCCGCCACAAUUUAUCACUCCACAACAAGUUUUUGAGAGUGCACAAUGAAUCAACUGGGAAGAGUUCAUGGUGGAUGCUCAACCCAGAGGGAGGUAAAACCGGCAAAGCUCCUCGACGCAGAGCAGCAUCCAUGGACAAUAGCAGCAAACUCCUGAAGAGCCGCAUGCGUGCAAAGCAAACCAAGAAGGCCGCUGUCGCUGCAGGUCUGUCUGGUUCUGGUUCAACGCUUCAAACAGAAGGUAACGGAGGCUCAGCGGGUGCCGACAGUCCAAACUCCUCCCAACAGUUUUCUAAAUGGGGGGUGAACAGCAAUAGCCCCUCAUCACGGGGUAGUCUGGAUGACCCAGACAUGUGGACCACCUUUCGGCCCCGCACCAGCUCCAAUGCCAGCACCCUGAGCGGUCGCUUAUCUCCCAUCGGCCCGGGGCAGGAAGACGACGACAACCUGCCCGACGACAGCCUCCUAGGGCGAUACUCUACUCCAACCCUCACAGAAACCUUGAUGGAGGAGCUGGACCUGAUCGAUGGCCUCACUCUGAUGACCGCUCAGGGAGGAGCCAGUCCCAGCACGGCCCCCCCAGCACCACCCACUCCUCUGCCCUCUGCCUCUACUCUGCUUCCCAGAGGGUCCAGUUUCUCCUCGUUUCACCAGAGGCAGUCACCCAACAGCACCUCUGCCUCACAGUGUGGCUCCAGCAGCAAAGAACCUUCCUUCAGCAACUCCCUGUUCAACCCCAUGUCAGGCUCCAUGUCUGGCUCCAUGUCUGGCUCCAUGUCUGGCUCCAUGUCUGGCUCCAUGUCUGGCUCCAGGGGUGGGAAUCACUACUCUGGUCACGUCCCUUCAAGUCUAGAGGCUCUGCUGACCUCAGACUCUCCGCCACCCAGCGAGGUACUCCUGUCUCAAAUGGACCCCCUAAUGCAGAGUCCCAGCAGUGUGGGACUCAUGGGCCUGGGCUCGUCUAUGGUUGGAGUGCGGCCCAAACCAUCACGGCCGCAGCUGUUGAUGGGAAAAGGUUUGGAGCCUAACGCUGUGAGCUCCAUGACUCUACAGAUGCAGUCACAGCCGCAUCACCUGCACCAACAGCAGCAGCAGCACCAUCAGCAGCAGCAGCACCAACAGCAGCAGCACCAACAGCAGCAGCACCAACAGCAGCAGCACCAACAGCAGCAGCACCAACAGCAGCAGCACCAACAGCAGCAGCACCAACAGCAGCAGCACCAACAGCAGCAGCACCAACAGCAGCAGCAGCAUCAUCCUUCCAUCGGGCUGAGCUUGGGUUUGCUCUCAAGCCUGUCCACAGAUUCAACACAUCACCCUGGCCAAAAAGCCCACAGUGGCAUAACUGCUCCCCAUCACCAGAGCGCCAGUUCCAACAUGGGUUUACAGGCAAUGAGUCAGUUCUCUGCGCCUUCCUGCUUCCAGAUGAUAGCUGAUCGACUGCCCACAGAUCUGGACAUCGAGCUUGAUGAAAACCUGGUUUGUGAUGUGGACUAUAUCAUCAACACAGACCUCAUGGAUGGGAUCGACUUCAACUUUGAUCCGUGUUCAUCAAGUUUUCCCACAAGCCAAAUAACUGAGGUAAUGAUCGUGUGA